Messenger RNA from Phycodurus eques (leafy seadragon), 3264 nucleotides. RefSeq names its product N-acetyltransferase 8-like (gene aspnat). Gene Ontology annotation, cellular component: mitochondrial membrane. NCBI's taxonomy places the organism in Eukaryota, Metazoa, Chordata, Actinopteri, Syngnathiformes, Syngnathidae. Gene Ontology annotation, molecular function: L-aspartate N-acetyltransferase activity. The record is from RefSeq and is a predicted model, not a curated record. Bases 160 to 990 code for a protein of 276 amino acids. The transcript is spliced from 3 exons.
GCCUUGGUCGCCAGAAUCGCUCAGGGUUGCAGUAGAAACCCCCCUUCCUCCUCCUUCGUCUUCUCCCCAUCCAUCGUCUCUUCUUUUCAUCAUUUGGAUUUAUUUUGAAAGGAAAAGCUGCACCGUACUCGUUGGGGGGUCUACUCGGCGGCCACUUGCAUGCAUUGUUCGUCUCCCAAAAUGGUUUGCGAGACUAAAAUAGUUGCGGACGAACACGAUGCUAUACCCGGGAGCAAAAAGGAGCCCAUGAUGUGGAGCGCCAGCGGCGCCUCGUCCGCGUCCGGCGAGGCCAAGGACGUGAGGCGGGACGCGGUGUUCAUCCGCGAGUUCGAGCGCGGCGACCAGGAGGAGGUGCGGCGCAUCUUUUACGAAGGGAUCAUGGAGAGGAUACCCAACACGGCGUUUCGGGGACUCGGUCAGCAACCCCAAACCCAGUUUUUGUACGCGCUUCUCACAGUGAUGUGCUUUUUCAUGACCAAAUCCCUGACGCUGGCCUGCUGCGCGCCGCUCGCGCUCAUGGGCGCACGUUAUUACUACAGCGGGAAAGUCAUCCACAGUUACCUGGACCACGCCUUGCACACGGACAUGGCGGACAUAGAGGCGUAUUACAUGAAGCCCGCAGGCUCCUGUUUCUGGGUGGCAGUGCUGGACGGACGCGUUGUGGGCAUCGUGGCGGCGCAAGGCCGCGAGGAUGACAAUGCAGUGGAGUUGCGGCGCAUGUCGGUGGAUUCUCGCUACCGCGGCAAAGGCAUCGCCAAGGCCCUGGGUCGACGUGUUCUAGAGUUUGCCGUGCGCAACAACUACGCGGCGGUUGUCCUGGGCACCACGGCGGUCAAGAUGGCCGCACACAAGCUGUACGAGUCGCUGGGUUUCCGGCGAACUGGCCAGAGCGAGGACUACAGGCUUCCCGGGAUGAGCCGCUCGGCGGCGGAGAGGCUGUUCUUCCAGAUCCGGUACAGCCGGUACCGCCUCCAGCUCCGUGAGGAGUGAGAGGUAGAGAGAUGGAGGAGAGAGGGACAGAGAGAGAGUGUGAGUGAGAGAGAGAGAGAGAGAGAGAGAGCGCUUUUAUUUAUUUUAUUUGACAUAAUCACUAACUUUAAAAUCAAGAUUUAUCAUCGCCAAACACUUCCAUUGUUGUUGCUUUUUGUAGUAUUGUUUUACAUUUCAGAAUUUUUUUCCCCUCUCCAUUUUUGUAUAAUUAAUCUUUUUUGGUACCAUUUUGAAUAGAAAUUAGUGGCAGCAUUUCCAUGUCCCUUUGCUGCCAAGACCCCGGAAUGAUCAAUAGCCCCAUUCAUCACUAUGACACAGGGAGGGACUGGGUGAGGAUGGGUGUAUGUGGCUUCCUCGAUCAUGUUGUUGUGCGAUUGUGUGCAUUGUUCACACACAUGCACAUGACACUUUAGUAGCACAGUGAGCGAGAAAGAUGAAAUACAGUGAGCCCUGAUUCAAUCACCUACUCGCAAAUGUUUACACUACAACUAUUCUCAACUGAACUCUGGGAAGCCAAGGAAUAAAAAUGGGUUUGGGUGCUUGUCAAGUGUGCACUGGGAGGUCGUUCUCAGCUGACCUGCAGCACCAGGGCAGGGGCGUACACAAAUAGCAGAAUCUUAAAAUUAACUUUAAAUUGCACAGGAAGCCAGUGGAGGGAAGCCAGAAUUGGAGUGAUGUGCUCCCUCUGACGUGUUCCAGUCAAGAGGCAUGCGGCAGCAUUUUGAGAUUCGCUGAAAAGCGCACUGACCUGUAAGUCCCUGCUCCUUUUAAGGCACUAUGUUAGCGGAGCAGUACCCGUAGCUAUAUGUAAUGAACGAGAGUAUACAUAUCACUCGUCAGAAACACAUUUAAAUGGGUAAUAGGAAAGUAGUAAUUGGUACGUUCUUGAUUACAUACAUGCCAGCGUCUUCAUUUUUAGGGAAAACAAAUCAUCUGCAAGCCAUUUAUUUUUAGGGAAACAUAAGAUGAGUUUGAAACGAUAUUCAAGUGUUUCUGGAUAUUGCCUAUAGAGAGUCCAUUUUAAACCUUUUUAGGGAUUGUGCUUAUUUUUUUCGCAAAUGUUUGCUAUUUAUGAUAAUAGUGAAGGUUCACUGUAUUGACUGUGUGGCCACACAUUGCAUCGUCCCAAUUGCCCUAUGUGAUAGGUCGAUAUAACGGAAAGGGCGGAGUCUCACACUAUCUGAACUGAGCAUACCGCACACCUUCUGUGUCACCUUUUAGCACACCAGUAGAGUAGGACAGAGACAUUUAGUAUGCAAAAACAACAAAACCAAUUUCCAUAAAACCUUGUCAAGAGGUGGUGCGUGACAAGAAUCUAAAGGUACAGAUAAGGAAUAUCUAUUUUCUACAUUUUUUACCAGUUGCAGCAUGGGGUAGCGGUUAGCACGUCUGCUGCACAGCUCUGACCAUUGGGGUUUGAACUUCAGCUUUGGCUUUCCUGUGUGGACUUUGGAUGUUUGCCAGCAUACCCGGAGAAAACCCACGCCAGCACAGGGAGCCAUGAAUCUCAGGCUUCCAUCCGCAUUCUGAACACAUGCAUGUAGGAUGAAUUGAAAACAAAUUAAAGUCUUCGUUUAACUUAACAUGCAUGUUCUUGGAAUGUCGGAGCAAGCCGGAGUACCCGCAGCCGGACAACUGCAAGGCAGAUGUACUCAGCUAAAAUCUAAAAUCACACAUUAAAUGCCUGUUGGGCAAAGACACAACAACUAGCAAUACCUACAAAUCUUCAGCACAGGAAAAACAGAUUCCCUUGUCUUUACAUAGCAAAGCCAGCGAUGUUCAUCCCCCCAAAAAUGUCAUUAAAUCUUUUAUAAAAGUCAACUAAAGAAGGGGGAAAAACAAGAAUAAAAUACACAAAAACCUCAUAACAUGACCUUCCUUUCUUCCCAUUUAAUGAGUCUGUCUGCAACUCUGUGCCCUCCCCCAAAAACCUUUGACCUUCCUUGUCCCUGGCUUCACCCAUUCCCACCAUUUCUGCAUGAGCUACAUAGCCUUGCUGCACUGCUUUGAUUACGUCAUUUGAAGCUUGUUGGGACACACGAAGGCACGCACACACAAACACACACACGCAUUCAACCCUUAUGUGUGUUUGUGUCUGUGUGUGUGUGUGUGUGUGGAGACUCACCCAAUGCAAGACUGCAUCUCGCCUGCCAGCCAAGCAAAACGCAGAAUGCAAAAGCAAUGCAAUUUGGCAUGCCUCUGUCCCAAGUGUGCUGGAAAAAAUAAAUGUAGACAACAAAUAAUUCAUAUAUAUUUAUAUAUGCCUGCUAUAUA